GGACGGCCCGUUUUGCGCCGAUUUGAUGUUCAUGUUCGCACUAACGUUUUCGAAUUUCGCCGGGCUGUCUGUGUGUGUGUGGUGUGUGUGGAAUGUGAGUCAUUUAUUGCCUCUGGUUGGUGUACAUGUCUGUCUAUUCUUGCGACUAUUGUCACGUAGUGAGUGCUGCCUGAGGACAGUGAGUGCAUGGAGGAGGAUGGCUGGCUGCAGGGAUUGAUUGAGUGCUACGUGAUCGAGGGCAUGGGCUGUUGAUCUUUUCUAUAUGGUGCUCUGACUGAUGGAACCGCUGCGAAAGAAAUUUCCGAUUUAUAAGUCACGACACACAAUUCGCCUUCACACUAUUCCUGGCACGAGCGACAAACCUCUUUGGAAUGAGCGACCUCCGCAACAGCUUCGCUCAGGUAACAGGCAUCAUAGCCUCCUCGUUCAGUGUUGCUUGCUUGUUGCUGCUUCCCCAUUCAGAUGAGGCUGUCCGAGUGUGACGUGUGUGAGCUGGUUUUCGUUCAAUCAGGCUCGAAGAUCCCGAUGCAGCCGGCGACGACCGGCGGCUGCUCGUCGCCAGGCAAAGGUUGAUGAACUUCCAGUACUUUCAGACGGUCAGCACAGCAAGGCCGUCAAAUGAUGCCUUCAUCUCUCUGCGGUUUGUGCGACCGUCAACUUGACUGAUCAUUGGUUGGUCGACGUUGACACAGUUCGUUUCAUGAGAGACCGACAGACUCUGCCUGCCGUUGCGCUAUGAGUUAACGUAUGUCACAUUGUGGACGGUGUGUGUGUCUGUGUGUGUCUGUGUGAUUCAUUUAUUCAUUCAGAUGCUGUCGUUCGAGUUCAGUCGCCACCAGGAUGUGGAGCAGCAGCCCAAUCGCAUCGUCAUUGUGGAUGUGGAUCCGCGGCUGGCGGCCGUGGUUCUGCAGAGUGAGGCGGGGAUGAUCAGAUCGCUCACCAAGGACAACUUCAUCGACGCCCUCAAGACCUUGGAGUACUUCACCGGCGGCAUCACUGAAGACACGUUGCGGCUCAUCGUCACACAGGUCCGUCCGUGUGUGCGACUAACAGACAAGCGACCGUGUACGAUAUCCGAUUCCGUGUUGUUUGCACACGUGUGUGCAUGAUGCAGAUAUUCAAGCCGAAUACCUUCCUUGACGACAGUGAAUGGGUGGCCGCCCUGGUCGACUCGUACGACCAGCCGCCCAUCAGCCGCCUGCUGUGUCAAUUGGCCGACACCCAGCUAGGGAUGGUGCGGUCGGGGGGGCUGGCCGAGAGAGUGCUGGACAGCCCGGAGCAGCUGCAGCCCGUCUACAACAGGGUGCCGGAGGACGAGGGCAGACAGGCCGCCACCGCCCUGGUCAGCCACCUGACGCAACACAUCUCGCUGGUGGAACCCUCCGCUGAACGGGUGGAGACAUUCCUCACCAUCGCCACCAAGUCACCCACACUCCAAGAUGCAUUGUGUACGUGACUGAGCAGAUCUUUCCCACUUGUGCACUCGUAUGUGUGCCGUGCAUGGAAAUGCAGACAAGGUGUUUGCUGACCGCCACCACGCUCUGCACACCACCACGACGAUUACGCCCUUCGACAGCGACGAACGAGCCGCCUGUGUGCCCUUCCGUGACGUCACGGCCAUCCCGACCUUUCUGCGGGCUCGGCACGUCGCGUCGGGUGUGAAAGGGUGGCGGGACCGACCUGAGGGCACGGUGUGUCGGUGCACGGACAAGAAUCGGUGUCGUUGUCGCCGCACCUUGCAAAAACUGGGCGGAGCCGGCUACCCAGACAGGAAGGUGGUGGACGUCGCCAGCUGGCAAGUCCUCGCGUCUCCGGGGUUGACAUCAUCAUCCCCCGGAGGCGCACCAUGCUUCUCAAUCAGCGGCGCCUUCACCGUCGAGCCUCCGAAGGGGAACCAGGCGCCCGUCACGCUCCACACAGCCGCUCGUUUCGCCUCGUCAGUCGGUCUGCAUCUGUCUGGCGUGGAGAACGUCGUCGCGGUCGAGGUGGACAAUCUGGCGGUCGGCAAGCUGGUGGAGAGCGGGGCGGCGGACGCAGUGCUCAAAGACGUGCGGCUCACGCUGACCGUGGCGCGACACCCGUAUGCCACGCUUGCACUGCAGUACCUGGGCAGAUGCAUCAAGGAUGAGAGGUGGGCGGCCGUUAACAAAAUGGCAAGGUAGGUGUACCAUCCAUGACCCUCACGGCCACUGAAAAGUCAGCCAUGCGUUUGCUCUCUCUCUCUCUCUCUCAGGUCGGUGGGUGGUGAGGUGCAAGUGGCGAUCCUCGGGCACAUGUGUCACAUGGCUGUGGGCACCGUCGAGCGCCCGCUCGCCCUGCUGCUGCACUGGUGCGAGGGCAUGAACGACAUGACGCCGGGGAUGUGUCACAAGGUCGCGUCGUCACAUUGCCUCACGAAGCAUCCCUCGUCGACGGAGGAGGACGUCCGUGCAUUCGUCAAGCAUGUCAUUCCCCUGAUGGUCCAAGAUCAGGCGCAGCAGGAGAAGGCGUAUCGUGCCGUUGCGGCCAAUCUGCUGCUGCCAACGGCGGCGAUUCUCCGCCUGGUGACGGAGGCCAAGGUGAGCCGGUGGGUGGGCCGGUGAGGGAGGAAGGGGGGGAGAACGGGAAGUGGUGAACACGUGUGUGUGUGUGUGUGUGUGUUCAGGCCGACAGAGAUCUCCUGCGAUACAGCCGUCGGUCGGUGCAGCACACAGAGAGAAAGACACACGGCCGAGCAACGAGGUGUGGUUGUCCUCCCAUAUGUGUGUUGUUGCCCUCAGUGAGUCGGCGGCCAAGGACGUAGAGAUAGCACGGCUGAGGGCAGAGAUUGCGAGGCUGAAAGCGGAGCUCGGACGGGCAUCUCGCGAUGGGUGAGCGAUACACCAAUACAUCGAGUGCACGUCACCUCUGCUGGUCUUGUUCGUUCUGUUUGCAGGGUCGUCACCGAAUCGUCCUCUUCAAACGCCCUAACAUCCAACAGGGCGGGCGUCGAUGAUCGCCCAGCUCACGUCGACAGGUGAGGCAACACACGACACCACACCGGCUCUUGCCCGUGAGCCAGUCCAUCCACAUGAUCGUCAUGUGUUGUCCGUUGUCUUGUCUGUCUGUCUGCAGCGGGUCCACUGCCUCGGCGGCGCCGUCUGCCUCAGCCGAGGGGCAGGAUGGUACGAAAGAAGAGAGACCGGCGGAUCUCCUGUAUGUGGCGCAUGUCUCAUUUUUGUGCCUGUCGAUCUGUCUGUGGCCCUUCUUCAGGCGGUGUUGCUUCUCCUGAGGUCUUCAUAUUCGGCCGACGCUACUGAUUGGGUGAUGACGGGUGGACGGAUGGAUGAAUGGCUGAUCAAUUGACUGACGUCUAUCGCAAUCGACAGGUCAUAUCUUGUGUACAUAUAAAGAGGAUAUAUGGUGGAUGGAUGGAUGGAUGGAUUCACGGACUCGUGUAUGCUGG
Vitrella brassicaformis is the source of this 3424-nucleotide messenger RNA. The record is from the annotation of a GenBank genome assembly. NCBI's taxonomy places the organism in Eukaryota, Vitrellaceae.